GCUCCCUGACUUGAUGGGCCCCCAUGGUAGCACUGUGGCAGAGGUCUUUCCUGCUUCUUCUUCCUAGCUUCUUUUUCGGCGUAUCUGGGCAAUCAACCUGUGGCACGGGGUUGGAUGCGGACCCCAAUGACUGGAGCUCUGGGAGUGCCAUGACAGAUGCAGGCUGGUCGUGUGUGAAUUGCGACGCGGCAAAUAUGAUCUAUCACUGGUCCUCAGACAAUGCAGACUGCCAGUCGACCCCAGCGGAUACUUUCUGUGGAUACUCAACGGGAAGCCUCUUUCAGCUCCGCAUGGACCUUGUUGGGUCUGGUGUUCUUCAUUUGGAUUUCAGCAGCCUGAAAGCGGAUAACUUCAGAGAGACCAAGGUGUAUUUGAAUGAUGCCUGGCAAGGAGAAUGCGAUGAGGGCGAAAGGAAGACGCUUGACAUCAACUUUGUCGAUGGCGACCGGCUUGAUAUCAGGCAAGCACAUUCAAGCGUGGUCAUGAAUGUGCAUUCGAUCACGUUCAGCGGGUGUCCUGAUACAGCGACAGCGACGCAGACCACCAGCGCCACCAGCACCUCCAGCACCUUCAGUUUCACCUCGAGCACGGUGACGGACACGUCCACCAGCAUCACCUUAACCUCCAGCAGCAGUACCAGUUCCACCAGCAGCUGGACGACUUCUAGCACCAGCUUCACCAGCUCCAGCAGUUCGAGCACCAGCUCCAGCAGUUCGAGCACCAGCUCCAGCAGUUCGAGCACCAGCUCCAGCAGUUCGAGCACCACCAGCAGCAGCAGCACGUGGAGUGCCACCAGCACUGACACCUCUACCAGUAGCUUCAGUAGCUCGUGGACUUCGACUAGCUGGACUUCGACCGCGACCAGGAGUAUGACUUCCAGCUCCACUAUCACAUCUAUCACGAACUCGACCACCUCCACCUCGACCACCUCCACCUCGACCACUUUCACAACCACAACGAUCAGCACCAGCACUUGGAGUGAGACAAGCAGCGCCACAUCCGCCACAUCCGGCACCACCCUCUCCAGCUCCAGGAC
Molecule: messenger RNA, 1036 nt
Organism: Cladocopium goreaui
Lineage: Eukaryota; Dinophyceae; Suessiales; Symbiodiniaceae
Source: the annotation of a GenBank genome assembly